Daphnia magna is the source of this 2113-nucleotide messenger RNA. Its product is annotated as lipase 3. NCBI's taxonomy places the organism in Eukaryota, Metazoa, Arthropoda, Branchiopoda, Diplostraca, Daphniidae. Bases 239 to 1627 code for a protein of 462 amino acids. The transcript is spliced from 12 exons. Gene Ontology annotation, molecular function: hydrolase activity, acting on ester bonds. The record is from RefSeq and is a predicted model, not a curated record. Gene Ontology annotation, biological process: lipid metabolic process.
GAGGAGCAGUUGAGAAGCGAGAACUCGAUUGAAACGAGUGUUCCAGCAUUCAGUUGGCUUUCGAGACUCGAAGCUAUCGGUUAUUUUAUUUUUCAUUUUUUAUUUCGUUUUUUUUUUGUUUUUGUUUUUGUUUUCCUUUUUGUUUUGUUGUUCAUAAGAGACUCAAGUUACACUAGAGCGUGUAGGCCUGAUUGGCUCCCGACGCCUUUUGUUGUUGUUUGACUCGAUAGCCACCAGCAUGUCGAAGCUGUUGCUUUCGAUGUUCCGUUAUCCCCUUGGCUUGUUUGUUUUGCUGUUCUGGUCGCCCGGCCAUUAUUGCCAUCAGCAACUGGAACUGGACGCUAUCAAAACAAAUUCGUUGAUUGACAGCUCAGCUUUACUUCUUUCUCUGCUGCUGGCCAGCAAUGGAUCUGAUGCAUUGGCCAGUAACGCUGACAGUCGAUUCAGCCGGAUGGAGGAUCCUGAACUCGACAUGACUACGCCCCAGCUGAUUGCUCACAGGGGAUAUCCAGUUGAAAUUCACGAAGUGACAACAUCUGACGGGUAUAUCCUCGAGUUGCAUCGAAUUCCGUACAGCAGGCGAGUGCCAAGUCGCUUUCAACGUUCCAAACAGUUUGGCAAUAAAUAUGCAAAUCGGAUGUCAACGAGGCCGGUCGUCUUCCUCCAGCACGGAUUGCUUUGCUCCUCAUCCGAUUGGGUGCUCAACCCAACCGACAGGGGCUUAGCCUAUAUGCUGGCAGAUCGAGGCUACGAUGUCUGGAUGGGAAAUGCUCGAGGCAACACCUAUUCCAAGAAGCAUAUUUUCCUGAAGGAGAGCGACGAGGCCUUUUGGAGAUUCACGUGGGACGAGAUGGGCCUUUACGACAUUCCGGCGACAUUGGAGUACAUCCUCAGGACCACUGGCCGUCAGAAGCUGAUCUACAUCGGCCAUUCGAUGGGCACGACCAUGUUCUGGGUAGCCAUGGAAACGCAUCCCGAACUGAACGACAAAAUCGAACUGAUGGUGGGAUUGGCACCAGUGGCUUCCGUCUCUCGGAUGAAGUCACCCAUCAGAAUAUUCACUCCAUUCAUUCACGAAUUCCAGUUGAUGUUCGAGUGGUUUGGUACCAAGGCCUUCCUACCAUCGGGACCUGUCCUGAAACUCUUGAGCAGACUUUUUUGCGAUCAAACCAAAUGGGAAGAGGAUUUCUGCGAAAAUAUUUUCUUUCUGCUCUCCGGCUCGGAUCCUGCCAAUUUUAAUGAGGAAAUGGUGCCUCUCAUUACGACCCACACUCCAGCGGGAACAUCGACGUACACCAUCUUUCAUUACAUGCAAGAAUACUCUACGGCUGAAAGAUACACUCGCAUGGAUUGGGGCACCAAACAAAACAUGGAAGAGUACGGCCAGCCAACGCCCCCGCCUUAUAACCUGACAACAGUGACCGCGCCCGUCGUCCUCUACUGGGGCGAAAAUGACUGGUUGGCCAGUCCAAAGGACGUGACGUGGCUAGCCAAAAGAUUGACCAACCUGCAAGGCUUCUACCGGGUCAACAUGACGGCCUUCAAUCACUUGGACUUCCUCUGGGCAACGCAUGUCGACCAACUGCUUUACAAUCACCUCCUCCAACUCCUACCUUACUCCUAUUGAAAAAUGACCGCACCGCCGAACGGGAGAGACAUCAAAUGAAUUUUCAAUAAUCUAUACCAGAAUCGAGUCAUCGUCGCGCAGUCAUCAUAUGAAUUUGCGUUUUGCAACGUCAAUUAAGACACAUUUCUCAUUCCGCAGCAAAGAAAAAAGAAAGAAAAACUUUUGAUGAUGAUUUGAAUAAGAUGGAAAAGUUUCGUGUUGCGCAUUUUUCAGCCAUACUUAAGUACGUGUAGACAAUGUGGACCCCCUUCUACUAGUUUGUCUUUGAUUUGUUACUGUCGAGCACUUGAUUCCGUGAUUCGCGUUCCUCUUGUCUAGUUUCUAAUGUCACGAAUUGUCCCCACUGAUCGCGUGUUCCGUUGGCCUUGAUUAUGCGAAAAUGUUCUCCAAUAUUUAGUCAGAUAUUUAGAUGUAAUGUACAUGUCUGCGUACUCGCUACUAAUUCCAUGAUAUGUAAUUAUAAUACCAAUAUACAAAAAAAGCAUA